AUGCCGGACGAAAAAAUUGAACAACGUAUUAAUUUAAAAUUUUUAGUGAAACUUGGAAAAUCUGCCACCGAAAGUUUUAAUUUAUUAACUGAAGUAUAUGGAGAUAGUGUCCUAUCACGACCACGUGUUUUUGAGUGGCACAAACGAUUUCGUGAGGGCCGUGAAGAAGUUGAAGACAAUCAACGGGUGGGUCGUCCAUGCUCCUCAAAAACUAACGACAACAUUUCAAAAAUCAAUGAAAUUGUGCGAAAAGAUCGAUGUCUGAGUAUUCGAAUGAUAGCUGAGAUGGUUAAUAUCGACAAGGAGACCGUUAGACAAAUUUUGCACGAUGAAUUAAACAUGACAAAAGUCUGCGCCAAAAUAGUGCCUAAAAAUCUCACUCCGGAACAGUUUUUUCUAACAAAGUUGCGGGACCGAAUAGCCCUAGCGGAUCGAAAAUCCGGGCUACCAAAGAUAGUAUACCCCGUUUAG
Sipha flava (yellow sugarcane aphid) is the source of this 471-nucleotide messenger RNA. RefSeq names its product protein GVQW3-like. NCBI's taxonomy places the organism in Eukaryota, Metazoa, Arthropoda, Insecta, Hemiptera, Aphididae. The transcript has a single exon. The record is from RefSeq and is a predicted model, not a curated record. The coding region runs from base 1 to 471 and encodes 156 amino acids.